Molecule: messenger RNA, 810 nt
Organism: Rotaria sp. Silwood2
Lineage: Eukaryota; Metazoa; Rotifera; Eurotatoria; Philodinida; Philodinidae
Source: the annotation of a GenBank genome assembly
AUGAUUUUUGUAGCCGUUGUGUCGUUUUUAUUAUGCAUUAUUAUUUAUCAAUGUUAUUCAAGCAAUUUAGAUGCUGAAUGUCGUAGUGAGUUCCAUAAUAUGUUGCUGGAAAAUGAUGGAAGUGGAGGAGGAUGUUUGACAAAGUGUUACAACAAAGAAACGUCGUGUGAAGCAAAAAUAUCAGCAGCUCGACAGAUACAAUUAAUAGGAAAGUUUCAUACAUAUAGAUCGUUGUUGCAAUUCAAUCAAACAAUUACAAUUGGUGGUCAUAUGACAAUUUCGGGUUUAGAAACGUAUUAUAGACGUGAAUGUGAUUUAAAAGGAUUUAAAAAAUGUGAAAAAACUGAAUGGUUGAAUGAUAAACGAUGGUGUUUCAAUAUCACACAGGAAGAUCAACUAUUGAAACUCAGUCAAAGUGUUUUAAAAACGCAACCAUCCAUGAAACGUGUUUCACCAAUUGUCGAUGAAAAUUGGAAAUUGUUACCCUUUCCAAAUUUAUUUAAUGUUACAAUCUUAAGUGUUAAAUCAUUAGAAUCAUGCAAUAAAACUCGACAACCAAUAGCAUGUCAUAUGAUGUUGGAAAACGAUUGCUUAUUUUAUAUGUGUCAUACAAACAAUGAAACGAAGUUAAUACAAUUGACAAUUAAAUAUGAGCAAUUAACUGUUGAUUUAAUCAUGAUGUGUCAUUUAGAAUCAAUUACACAUUAUAUGCUUGGAGAUCGAAUAUAUCGUAUGUUGAAACAAAAUGGCGGUCAAGAUACUAUAUGUCAUUUUGCUAAUCCACAAACAAAUUUUUUUCUUUGUGAAUAG